ACUUCUCAAUAGGAUCGACAGAUUGUAUGACGAGUACUAGGCACUCUUUUAGAGCCACCAUGAUAUCGGAACCCUCAUAUAUGCCAGGAAACGCCAGUGCAGUAACCAGCCCUGGGCCAGUGACCGUGCUCCCUGAUGUGGUCACCUCGAACUGCAACGGGUCCUUCGAGGACAGCAGAGUGUUCCUGGUGGUGGUGUACAGCGCGGUGUUCGUGCUGGGGCUGCCAGCCAACUGCCUGACGGCCUGGCUCACGCUGCUGCAGGUGCUCCAGGGCAACGUGCUGGCCGUCUACCUGUUCUGCCUGGCGCUCUGCGAGCUGCUCUACAUCAGCACCCUGCCCCUCUGGGCCAUUUACAUCCAGAACCAGCACUACUGGACUCUGGGCAUCUGGGCCUGCAGGGUGACGGGCUACAUCUUUUUCUGCAAUCUGUACGUGAGCAUUCUCUUCUUGUGCUGCAUUUCCUGCGACCGCUUCAUGGCGGUGGUGUACGCCCUGGAGAGCCGCGGCCGCCGCCACCAGCGGACCGCCGCCCUCAUCUCCGCGUCCGUCUUUAUUGUCGUCGGGCUCGCUCACUGCCCGGUGUUUAAAAUGGACGAGAAGAGGACAUGCUUCGAGGCAUCGAUGGACACCAAGAUUGCUGGGUACUACUACUUGCGCUUCACCGUGGGGUUCGCCCUCCCCCUGCUCAUCAUCGUGUUCACCAACCAGCGCAUCUUCAGGAGCAUCAAGCUGAGCACGGGUCUGAGCGACGCCCAGAAGGCCAAGGUGAAGCGCUCGGCCAUAGUGGUUGUGACCAUCUUCCUGGUCUGCUUUGCCCCCUACCACCUGGUGCUCCUCACUAAAGCCGUGGCCUAUUCCUACUACAAGGGAGACCCGGGCGUCAUGCAUGCCUUUGAAGCCAGCCUGUGCAAGCUCUCUGCGGUGUUCCUGUGCCUGUCCACGGUGAACAGCGUGGCCGACCCCAUCAUCUAUGUGCUGGCCAGGGACCAUUCACGGCAAGAGGUGUCCAGAAUCCACAAGGAAUGGAAAAAGUACUCUGCAAAAGCAGAAGUCACCAAGCUCACGUGUUUGAAGGACUCAGAGGAGGUGCCACUGCCCACGUCGCUCACAAACGACUCCACAUUCCCCAGGACUGUCCACCCAUCAGAGUCAGAGCCGGCCCUGCGGGGCUCACUGGACACUCUGGAGAGGCUGAAUGAAUAGUCGCGCUGAGCCCAGUGUCCUGCAGGGCAGGAUGGCCAUCAUGGGAGCCCAGGGGCCAGGGCUGUGGCUUCCCCAUCCACUGAGAGCUUGCUAGCCACAGUUCAUGGCGCUGGCUGUGAAGCCCCCUCUGGAAAGCACGCCGCCGAUCUCUCAUUCCUGGAGCCAUGCCCUCUGUAACCCCCUGCCCCUCAGGGUCCCAGCACCCCUGGGCGGUCCCACUGGGCCCCGCACAGAAGGUGGCAGCAUGCCCAGGGGAAGGGCGAUGCUCCAGGCUGCGGGGUGCCCUGGCAGCACAUGGCAGGCAGGAUGGUCUCUUCCUCUGCACUCGAGUUGGUUGGUUCACCCGGCUAUUAGUGAACAGCAGGGCCUCGGCAGAGGCCUCGUGCCCACCUAGUGCUGCCAGCAGCUGGCCCAGGCCACGCACGGAGUAGGUGCCCGGUCAGUAUCCACCGUGAUGACUGUAUCUUCCGCGCUUCUCUACAAAGCAUUGCUUGGAUGACCAUGAUCGUACAACCCGGGACCUUUGUGUCGUGCCCGUGCAAACUGGGAGCUUCACACAGUGCCCGGUCACGGCGGGACAGCUGAGGCCUGAGCGGUGGGGGUAGCAGCCCAGCCCCGAGGGCCCUGGGCUGCUCCGUGCUGAGCGGGUCUGAGGCCACAGGCUGCUGUGGACCCUACAGCGGAGCUUCCAGCAGGGCGGCCGGCAUAUAUUCUGGAGGGUGCCCAAGCCGGGAAUGCUGGCGGACACCCCAGGAAGGGUGACACGGCCACCAAAGAGCCUCGGAGAAUAGUUGGAAUUCCUGUGCAUCGAGGCUUCCUGGCUUCACUGUCAGGGGGGAAGCUGCUGAGGGCUCAGAACAGGGGGGUCAGGAGUGAGCAGGUGACGCCCAGGCCUCCAUCCCCACAGCAAGGUGUGGAUGGAGUUCGGGUAGAGCACGCCACCAUGAAGCCUGGAGUCGGGGCCUGGCUCUGCACCAGCCAGCAUCGUCACACCCAGGUCACGGCGCAGCCUUGGUUUCCUGCCUGUAACAGGGUCAAUAACACCCACCUCCCGGGUCAGUGUGGGGGGCUGACCCACUAUCUCUGCUCAGGCACUCUGAAAUAGGAGCCCAGCAGGCUGCAUGCCCCGCAGAGGGGCCCGGGCACCCCCAGGCGCCUGCCCUUCACAGGAGCUGUGCCGGGCCAUGGUGCCAAGUUACGUUCUCGUGUCUGGAAGGCAGCAGGCAGUCCACUGUCCUUCCUUGCAGUGAGAGACAUUGAAAAGACACAAUUAGAAAAUAAGUCUGGAAAUAAAGUUGCAAAAAUGCA
Molecule: messenger RNA, 2513 nt
Organism: Callorhinus ursinus (northern fur seal)
Lineage: Eukaryota; Metazoa; Chordata; Mammalia; Carnivora; Otariidae
Gene: GPR132
Product: G protein-coupled receptor 132
Biological process (GO): G1/S transition of mitotic cell cycle; G protein-coupled receptor signaling pathway; negative regulation of G2/M transition of mitotic cell cycle
Cellular component (GO): membrane
Molecular function (GO): G protein-coupled receptor activity
Source: RefSeq, a predicted model, not a curated record